Molecule: messenger RNA, 2199 nt
Organism: Ictidomys tridecemlineatus (thirteen-lined ground squirrel)
Lineage: Eukaryota; Metazoa; Chordata; Mammalia; Rodentia; Sciuridae
Gene: Cd55
Product: CD55 molecule (Cromer blood group)
Source: RefSeq, a predicted model, not a curated record
GGGGCGGUGACACGGCCGCGCCCAGCCCCUGUCGUGGUCCCCUACGCCUCACCCGCUGGCGUCACGGAGCCCGAGCUCCGCCCAAGGUGUUAAAUUAACUCCUCAGUGCGCCGCGUUCCGCGCCGCCGCUCCCGACUUUCGCGCCGACUCGGCUUCCUGGUUGCGGACGCAGCGGAGUCGCGGCACCGGGCGUCUGUCCCGCGCGCCAUGAGCCCCACGCGGCCGAGCGUGCUGCCCGCAGUGCUGCGCCUGCUGUCCCUGCUGCCCCUGCUGCUGCCGACUCCUCCGGGUGUCCGGGGUGACUGCGGCCCUCCGCCAGAAGUGCCUAAUGCCCAGCCAAUUCUUGGAGGGAGUACCAGUUUUCCUGAGAAAACCGCAAUAACAUAUAAAUGCAACGAAGGCUUUGUCAAAAUUCCUGGGAACCCAGACUCAGUGGUCUGUCUGUCCAACAAUCAAUGGUCAGAGUUUAUAGAAUUCUGUAAUCGUAGCUGUGAUGUUCCAACCAGGCUACUUUUUGCAUCCCUCAAAAAGGAUUAUAAUAUGCAGAAUUAUUUCCCAGUUGGUUCCACUGUGGAAUAUGAGUGCCGACCUGGAUACAUAAGGAACCCUUUUCAGUCUGUAAAACUAACUUGCCUUCAGAAUUUAACAUGGUCCAAAGCAGCUGAAUUUUGUAAAAAAAAAUCAUGUCCUAAUCCUGGAGAACUACGAAAUGGUGAUAUCAAUAUCACAACUGGCCUAUUUUAUGGUUCGCCAAUCUUCUUCUCAUGUCACACAGGGUAUAGAUUAGUUGGCGAAUCUUCUAGUUACUGUACUCUUUUUGACAGAACUCUUAAAUGGAGUGAACCAUUGCCAGAGUGCGUAGAAAUUUACUGUCCAGAACCAAUCCAGAUUGACAAUGGCUAUAUUCAAGAGGAACAGGAAGUUUACGUAUAUAGACAGUCUAUAACAUAUGGAUGUAAUAAAGGAUUCAACCUGGUUGGAAAGAGCUCCAUUUAUUGUACUGUCACAGAAGACGAAGGAGAAUGGAGUGACCCACCACCUCAGUGCAUAGGAAAAUCCUCAGGUUACAAGCCUUCACCGACAGCUCAGAAGCCCACCACAGUCAGUGUCCCAGGUACAAGAGCACCAUCAACACCCCAGAAGCCCACCACAACCAGUGUACCAGGUACAAAGGCCUCACCAACACCUCAGAAAACCACCACAGUAAAUAUUCCAGCUACAAGAGCCCCACCAACACCUCAGAAGCCCACCACAAUCAAUGCACCAGCUACACAGCGCCCAUCUGUUCCCAAAGCAACCACAAGUUUUCAUACAACAAGAGUAACGGAAAGAAAAGAAACUUCUCCUUCAGGUGCUGUCAGUCUUAUAUAUGGUAAGUUUGGCUCCCAGACAGUUAAAAGAAAUUGCCAUCACUGUGGGAUGUACAACCCAUAUUCCUGGAAGAGAAUAUUACCUUUUAACUGUCUUAGAAAAACUAUCAAAAUGCAGUGUUUAGGGGUACCUAAGAGAAAAUGGGUAAAUGCAUUUUAUCAACAUGUUGUGUGGACACCAUUAGGUACUCGAUACGUUCCUGUGUAUUCCAAGUCAUGCUCUUGUUCCAAGGUAAUUUUAAGACAACUUCAGAUCACAAGGCCAAUCAAUCAAGUAGUAUUGCGUGCCCACUGUCUCAGAGCCUCAUUCUAGGAACUUACAAGAUGGAAAGGAAACAAUUAUAAAUCAGUUUGUAUCCUCAAGUGUUUGUCAAUUGAUCAUAAAUUACUUUUUUUACCAUUUUUAGAUCUCUGUUCUAUUCCAGAUGAGACAAAAAGUGCUACCUUUGAUAACAUAUUUGUCUUUUCCUCUUCUCUGUCAUUUGAAGCAAAGUUCUUUUAAAAAACUGUUCUGUUGCUGUGCAGACAUGAGGCCAAAAACAUCUGCGUUGCAGUUUAUUCUGGCAUUUGGUACAGUAUUUUCUUUGUAUAGACAUAUUUGAUGUUAUACAUUAACAAAAAAUCAAUAAACUAUAAAGAUGGUAAGAGAAAUGUUAAGAAACAAUACAGCUAGAUUUAUAUACUGAUAAGAAUGUUCAAGUGACAAUACACUUUUACUUUUAAAAAAGUGUUUAUUUUUAUAUUAUGUACUUUUUAGCAAAGUUCCCUGUCUUAUAUAUGCAUGAAUUAUCAAGGGACAAUAAACCUGAAAACAGAUAUUUUGUUAUUA